Cuscuta epithymum is the source of this 2007-nucleotide messenger RNA. The record is from the annotation of a GenBank genome assembly. Lineage: Eukaryota; Viridiplantae; Streptophyta; Magnoliopsida; Solanales; Convolvulaceae.
GUUUGACCCGUUUUACGCGUCGUCCGACUCGAUCAAUAUCCCAAUUCGUUUCAUAUACAGUCUGGUAUCAAUCACGGAUUAGUUCAUAUAAUCUGCCUCUUUGCACUGCCGCAGAGCCCUAAACGACUGCCUACUCCGAUCGUUUGCCAAUAUGCUGUUAUCUCCGGGCCACUCCCCACGCCGCAUCUCGACUCCAUCGCCGUCCCCAUCCCUAAAUGACCAAACCCCUAACCCUAAUUCUUCCGCUCCUAACAAGAACGGCAGUAGUUCUUCGUUGAUUACCACGAAUUCAGCCCCCAGGAAUCGCCGGAAUAAAGUCCUAGACGAAGACACAUACGUCGCCGCAAUAGAGAAGAUCAUCGAGCGGGAUUUCUUCCCUGACAUUCCAAAGCUCCGAGAUCGACUCGAUUGGCUCGAGGCCGUCCGUACCGGAGAUCCUCUUCAGAUUCGCGAUGCGCAGUUGAAAAUUAUCGAGCGCCGCCGCGGAAAGGCAAUCGGUUCCGACACUGCAGGUAAUAAAUCUCGAACCCCUGGCUCGACUUUUUUCAGAAACUCAAUCACCCCCUUUGACGACGUUUUCAAGACCACUACUCCGAGUAUGACCGGCGAUGCCGGUGAUAGCUGUAAUACUUCUACCGAUAUUGGAAAUAAAAUUGGUGAGGGUGAGGUUGAUACGUCCUUGCCGUUAGAUGAUUUCAUGAGGAGGUACACCAGUGAGGAUAACGAGAGCUUCUUCAAGAUUAUUGAGAAAGCUAAUAGGAAGAGAAAGGAACGGUACGAUUUUUUGUUAGAAGGUGAAAAGCAGGAGGUAGAUGUAAAUCUGAUAGAGGGUUCAAAAAGAGAAAAGGUCUCUACAGAUGGAUAUGGUACGUCGGAUCAACCUGUUGCCACAUUAGAAGGGUGGAAAUAUACUGCAAAGAACCUGCUCAUGUACCAUCCUGCUGAUAGAGGAGAGGCACCAUUAACAGAAGAAGAAAUGGCUAAUAGACUCAAGGGGUUGACCAAGGAAAUUAACAGGCCCAAUACUCGUUUUCAUGGUAAAAUGGCAGAAACCCUUCUGAAAGAAGAUGAGACCGUGGCUGUUCUUUAUUCACCCGUUCCAGGAGCUACACCUCUUCCUUUUAUUGACAGAGGGGGGGAUAAAUUAAAGAAAUAUGAUCUGGAAGAUUUCAAGAAAACUCCCAAUCAGUUCUUUAUAGAAUCUGGGAAGAAAGCUGAAAAUGGAUAUAGUUAUGUUAUGACUCCAUCUCCUGCACCUGGUGUUGAUGGCUCCCCCUUCAUCACUUGGGGUGAGAUAGAAGGUACCCCACUUAGGUUGGAACCAGAAGACACUCCCUUUGAUAUUGGAGGUAAUGGAGAAAGGCCCCACUAUAACAUACCAAUGCCGGCUUCAAGAGAUGUAAAGGCCCAUUCUUUAUCUCGGGAAGCUUCUAGGAAACUCAGGGAGAGGACAAAGAUGUUUCAGAAACCGCCUUUGCACUCUCCAGUCAGAGGGGGGAGUGUUAGUCCAUGUGGACGGACUCUAUCUCCAGCUGCACAGAAGUUUGUGAGGAAUGCCAUUGCCAAGUCAUCACGGUCUUUGGAUGAAUCUCUGAGGGCUAGCUAUCGUGGUGCCAGUCCUGGGUUGGGCACUCCUAAAUCUGGUAGGAGUAUGUCAAGACUCGGAAGAGAUGAUAGUUUGGCUGCUUCUAGGUCUCCUUCUGUUAAAGAGGACGGAUCUAAUCCUCCUUGGUAACUCUGUAUGCCUUCUGUUGCGUUAUGUAUUAUACGGAGUAGUUUUUUUAUACUUGUUCUUUGAUGAUUAUGAGGUUGAUUGUUGAAGUCUGCCAUAUUAUCUUCUUUUUCAGUGAAGUGUUGUACAUCUUUAGUAUCCAUUCUUCUGAUGUUAUUCGUUAUACAAUUAUACUAGUUAAUUGCUAUCCCUAUGAAAAUCUUAUUUGAAUUGAUUUGGGCUUUAGCUUAGGGACAGUUUAGGUGGAAGGUUUUAUAUGGGAAGCUUUAGAAAAC